Punctularia strigosozonata HHB-11173 SS5 is the source of this 1428-nucleotide messenger RNA. RefSeq names its product fumarate hydratase. Gene Ontology annotation, molecular function: fumarate hydratase activity. The transcript is spliced from 11 exons. Gene Ontology annotation, biological process: tricarboxylic acid cycle; malate metabolic process; fumarate metabolic process. Gene Ontology annotation, cellular component: mitochondrion; tricarboxylic acid cycle heteromeric enzyme complex. Lineage: Eukaryota; Fungi; Basidiomycota; Agaricomycetes; Corticiales; Punctulariaceae. The coding region runs from base 1 to 1428 and encodes 475 amino acids. The record is from RefSeq and is a predicted model, not a curated record.
AUGGCUGGCCGGCUGACCGCCCGUACAUCUGGCCAGUUCCGUGCAGAGCGUGAUACAUUUGGCGAGCUUCAGGUGCCCGCGGACCGGUACUGGGGUGCGCAAACUCAGAGGUCGCUACAGAACUUUGACAUCGGUGGUCCGACUGAGCGGUUACCGCCUCCCCUCAUCAAAGCAUUCGGUAUCCUGAAGAAAGCCGCGUCGGUCGUCAACGCGACCUACGGGCUGGAUCCCAAAGUUGCAGGCGCUAUCCAGUCCGCUGCAGAUGAAGUCAUCUCGGGCAAGCUCAUUGACCAUUUCCCCCUCGUGGUAUUCCAGACGGGCAGCGGCACGCAGAGCAACAUGAACGUCAACGAGGUUAUCUCCAAUCGUGCUAUUGAGAUCUUGGGUGGUGAGCUUGGAUCGAAGAAGCCAGUCCAUCCCAACGAUCACGUUAAUAUGAGUCAGAGUAGCAACGACACGUUCCCGACAGCAAUGCACGUUGCCGCCGUUAUGGAGCUGCACCACACGCUUCUUCCUGCCUUGGUAGAACUGCGGGAUGCGUUGGCAGCGAAGGCUGACGCAUUCAAGGACAUCAUCAAGAUCGGUCGCACGCACUUACAGGACGCGACGCCGCUCACUCUAGGCCAGGAAUUCAGCGGAUAUGUUCAGCAGCUGGAUAACGGAAUUGCCAGGGUGAAGGACGUUAUCCCUAGACUAAGCCUGCUGGCACAAGGUGGGACGGCGGUUGGCACUGGCCUGAACACUAAGAGGGGGUUCGAUGUGAAGGUGGCGGCUGAGAUCUCUAAGCUCACUGGGAUUGAGUUUAAGACUGCGCCCAACAAGUUUGAGGCCCUUGCGGCUCACGACGCCCUCGUUGAGGCACACGGAGCUCUCAACGUGCUCGCGGUAUCCUUCAUGAAAAUCGCGAACGACAUCCGCUUCCUCGGUUCCGGUCCUCGCUGUGGUCUUGGCGAGCUCAUGCUGCCCGAGAACGAGCCCGGCAGCAGCAUCAUGCCCGGAAAAGUCAACCCGACCCAGUGCGAGGCACUGACCAUGGUUGCUGCGCAGGUAAUGGGCAACAACACCACGGUCAGCGUCGCGGGUAGCAAUGGCCACUUUGAGUUGAACGUGUUCAAACCGGUGAUAAUCAAGAAUGUCCUCCAGAGCAUUCGGUUGCUGGGUGAUGGCGCACGCUCGUUCACGAAGAACUGCGUUGUCGGCAUCCAAGCCAACAAGGCUCGCAUUAACCAGCUGCUCAACGAGUCUUUGAUGCUGGCUACGAUCCUCAACAGCCAUCUAGGCUACGACAACGUCGCCAAGUGUGCGAAGAAGGCUCACAAGGAGGGCACGACGCUGAAGGAGGCGACGGUUUCUCUUGGUUUCCUGACGCCCGAGGAAUUCGACCAGAAGGUGCGGCCAGAACUGAUGCUGCACCCCGACGAGCCGUGA